AUGCGCGCUUCUGCUGCAAAGAAAGGUGAUGGGAAUGCAGAACAAGGAAUAUUGGUGAGACAAGAGAAAGCAGGAUUUCUUUGUAAAGUGAAGAGUUAUGAGGCAGAAAUAGUCCGGAAGAAACUGGCAGUUGUUGGAGGGAUGAACAGGAGCAAACGCCUGGAGAAAGUCCAUGUCGUUCUCGGGAAUAAAUCCUGUGAUUUGGAUUCACUCAUUUCUACUCUGGCCUAUGCCUACUUUCUUGACAAGGUCAGUCCUCCUGAUGUUCUGUGCUUACCCGUGUUGAACAUACCAAGAAGAGAAUUUAGCUACCUCACAGAGACAAGAUUUAUAUUGGAGGAGCUGAAUAUCCCGGAGUCAUUCCAUAUCUUCCGAGAUGAAAUCAAUUUGCACCAGCUGAAUGCUGAAGGGAAAUUGUCUUUAACACUUGUAAACAGCAACAUGCUGACAAGUGAGGAUAAAAGUUUGGAAUCAGCUGUUGUCAAAGUCAUCAAUCCAGAUGAGCAAUGUGACGGCAGCCUGGAGUUACAAGCGUCUUCUUCCUCUUUAGUAGUAAAAGAAAUUCUUCAAGAGGCACCAGAGUUAAUCACUCAGCAACUGGCUUAUCUCCUCAGAGGAAGCAUUCUCUUCAAGUGCAUGUCUUUGGAGGCUGACAGAAUUACAGAGCAGCAGGAGAAAGUGCUGUCAAUCCUAGAGGAAAAGUUUCCAGAUCUUCCCCCACGAGAGGAAAUUAUCUCUGUUCUCCAGGAGACUCAGUUUAACCCGCAAGGUGUGAGUAUUGAAGAGGUUAUGCUGAAGGAUCUCAAGGAGAUUUCAGAUGGAGAAAUCAAAGUAGCAAUUAGCACCGUGUACAUGACACUGGAGGACUGCGUGUUACACAGGAGUCUCGCUGGUGAUCUGAAAGCAUUCAUAGAUAAAUACGGGUUUGAUGUACUUGUCAUUUUGGCCAACUGUUUGUCAGAUGAGAAGCAAACCAAACGACAAAUAGCAGUAUACUCGGAAAACUUAGAGCUAGGCAACCAAAUCUGCUGUGAAUUAGAAGAAUGUCAGAAUCCUUGUUUGGAGCUGGAUCCUUUAGAAUGUGGAUGUGACCAAAUUCUCAUUUACCAUCAAGAAAAUUCUUUGGUGACCUGUGAUCAAAUUUUUCUUCUAAUUAAGGAAGUUAUAAAUAGAAGACAACCAGAAAUGGUAUCAAACAGUAGAACUUCUUCUACUGAAGCCGUUGCUGGAAGUGCUCCACUUUCACAAGGAUCUUCUGGUAUUAUGGAGUUAUACGGUUCUGAUGUAGAACCACAGCCCAGUUCGGCCAAUUUUAUAGAAAAUCCUCAAGAUCUAAAUGGAUCUAUGCAAGCCCACGUUGAUGUUAAUGUAGACCUUGUGAGUCCAGACAGUGGAUUAGCUACCAUUAGAAGCAGCCGGUCUUCCAAGGAGAGUUCUGUUUUCCUUAGUGAUGAUAGCCCUGUUGCAGAAGGUGCUGCUUCCCAUCACAGCCUUCUGCCUGGCUUUGACUCCUAUAGCCCUAUUCCUGAAGGAGCAAUAGCUGAAGAACAAAAACCUCAGUCUAGAGACAAUAGCGAUAACUUUGAUCUCUUCAAUUUUGAUCUAGCACCCGUGGUUACAGCUCCAUCCGAGUCAUCUUCUCGUUCUGUUGAUUGUUCCCCAGCAGAUGACUAUUUCCUUAAUAGUGAUUCAUCAGAAGGACAACAACUCACUGCGCAGAAAGAACUUGAUGAGGCAAACCUGCUAGAAAAUGAUACAGCAAAUUUCUCAACUGACUUACUUAUGACAACAAAUGAGGAAGACAAUUUAGCUGAAUUUGAUGAGAACACAGGAGAAAUGUGUGAGAAAACUUCAAGUUUGAUUGAUUUAGGUGAAGGCGAUUCUUCUUCACCAGAAAUGUUGAAAUCUGCUGAUUCAAGAAUUCCACCAACUCCUAUGAACAGCCUUGUAGAAACUUCACCAUUAGAUAAUGGGCAGCCUUUAUUCUUCCCACAAGAUGUUGUUAAAAAAAUUAAUGAAAUAGAUGGCACAAAUUAUUCUCAGUCUCGUGUUAGAUACGGGAGCUGGUGGGAUGGCUUUGACCUAGACUCCAGAAACGCUGAUACAUGGAGUUCAAGUGAACAGGAAUCUGUAUUUCAGAGCCCUGCCUUAUGGAAAGAUUGUAAAGAAAGUCCCUCACUACGAGAACAUAUUGAUAGAAGAGCCUCAGAUUCUGUGUUCCUCCAAAAGCAGCCAAAGCAAAUGGAAUACAUGAGAGCAGGUCUGUGGGAUAAUCAGUUUAAACAAGAUAAUUGGAACCAUGAGAAUCAAGAGAAAAACAGUGAACAUUCACAUUUGCAAACUGCUUCUUUAGAGGAGACAAAGCAAGAACCAGAAAGCUUUACUGACCUGUGGGAGGUCUGUCAGCCGACACCUGUGAUGUUAGAUGCAUGGCAUCGUGGUGAAGGGAAAGGUAGUCAGCUAGCUGGAGACUCUUAUGAAGUCUGGACUAAGUUUGAUGCAGGAGAUAGUGCUCGAUCCUCAGAAAAUGUAUGGAACAUGCCCACACUGGACAGAGAAAAAAAACCCCUGAAUAUUCCUGAGGAAUGGGCCAUAUCAAAAACCAGUUUAUCAGAUUCUUCAGAAAUCACAGCAGACAACGAGACUGAAAAUCCACCUAUCCAGGUAUCUCCAGAAGCCUGGGAUAAAGAAAGAUAUCAUUCAGCAGAAGAUUAUGGAAAAUCUGAAGAUGCGGAUUCUUUUUUCAACAAUAUGCAAAAUAAUUCCAAGCUGCAAACAGAGGAAAAAACUGCAUUUGGUGACGCUAGACAUAGACCAAACCAAUUUGAAAAUAUAGAAACCUGGAAUAUGUAUGAUAAAAACAUCAGGAAAAAAGUAACAGAAGUAGUGGUGCCAUGGGAGGAUACCUUCUUGUAUAAACACUCAGAUGUUAGUUCAUCAAACAUAGGUGAAGAUUUAGUUGUUUCUCCACCAGACACCAAUUAUUCAACAUCUGAUUCGUAUGUAUCACCCACAUAUGUGGAAGAUGAAAGAGAAAAUGAGGACAAAGAUUUUGACGAAGAAACAGUUAUUGAUAAAUUGAUGAACCCAAAUUUGACUGAGCCAAAUGUACUUCAGAAAGGAAAUCAGGAACCAUUACCUCUUGGAAACAUGACUUUUUCGAGUGCUGGAAACACAAACAUCUGGAACGCUCCCCUAAAUAAUGUCACCCAGCUACAAGAGAGAAAUUCUGAAAUUACUGCUCUUUCUGCCUAUGCUAAGCCUUUCCUUAAUUCAGAACAAAUAGCUAAUCAACAUUUUUCAGCUGAGAUACAUACCAGUGAAAAUAAUUAUUCUAUAUCUGAAAACAGAAAAAACCCACCGGUAUACAAUCAAACAGUGAAUGACUUAUCACCACCACAGAAUGAAUUAAAUCACAGAGAGACUGAAGCUGAGAAUGUAGAAACAGUCAGCAGUGUUCCUGUAGAAGACACAGACACAUCUACACCAACUUCAGACACUGGGAAUGGUUUGGAUCUGAAAAUCCGUGACUUAGGGAGUGAGGUACUUAGUCAGAAGACAGCACAAAACACUGCUGAUGUUGAUGAAAAGGUGGAUAGUCAGGAUUCAGUGCUGCAGCUGAACUCGUGGAGCUUACGGAGUGAGCAAGGUUGUGUGGAAGGCUGGGACAAUGCCAUUGCCACCUCUCAGGAAGGAAAAGAGGAAUGUAAGAGAACAGAUGAGACCCGUGGACAGCAAACGAUUAGUGAUGUUUAUAAUAAACCAGUGCAAGAGGACAGUGAAUCUUCAUGUAACGCAGAUUCAGAAGAAAACAGGUCAACAACUGAAGUUCCUAGCUCCCCAGAAAAAAUGAGGAAUAGUGUUAGUUUGGAAGCGUUAGUCACAGAAAAUGAGUCAUUUCCCAAUCAAAGCAAUCCAGUUAGUCAGGAAGAGAGGAAAGACUUGUCAGAGAAUAAUGUAGAAUCUUCGUCAAGUGCUUCUGAGGAAGGCAGAAAUUAUGAAUCUUGUGAUGACUCCAGACCACGAAAUUACAAUUAUAGUGAAACGUCACAGCUGCUUUCUGAGAAAGCUGAAAAGGAGACUACAGUGACAGAAGAUGCAACGAGUCCUGAAAUUGAAAGUAUUUCUGAAAGUUCUGAUAAGUGUAGUGAUAAUCCUGAAAAUAAUUCUGCUAAAAUGCCCAGAAGCUCAGGCAUCUGGAAUGACUCUGGAAAUAGCGGUUGUCACCUAGCCACAUCAAUUCCUUUGAUGAAUGAACUACAAGAAGCACUAGGAGAAGAUUCUGAGCUAGUAUCUUUCAAAAAUAGCUCAGAACUGAACAGGACUCAUGAACAGUCUUUCAUAGAUGAGUUUAAGAGUCCUUCUUCUGAGUAUGUCAGUGUUCCUGACAUUACAGAUAUGUCUGUGGUGGAAAAUUCAUUUUCACAUGGUUCUGGGAGAAGUGAAAACUCUGAAAAUUUAGAACCUGCCAAUAAUCUUUGCAGAGACCCAUGUGUAAUGCUUAAUGACAGUUUUCCCCAGACUCCUUGGAAUUCACAGCCAUGUGGAGAUUUGCCAUCUCCUGGAACAAGUCCUGAGGCAAGUGAAGUCCUUGAAAUGGCAAACACCACAAGUAGCCUUUCAAAGGAUAUACAGAUCAAAAGCUAUUUGGAAGAAGACAAUGUGUGGAGUGAUUCGAUAAAUGAUUAUGCACACUCAAGUGGAACAAGCCCUGAUUUAAGUGAUGCAUCUGUGAAUGUGUGGGGAGACCUUCCAGUUGCCAGCCAUCACAAAAGAAGUAAGGAUAUGUGGGAUAUUAAAAAUAGUAAAAAUCUUGAAGAUACUUGUAGAAGAAACGAAUUUGGGAAUGAAUGUGAAGAAGGGUUUGAAACAAGCGCUGAACAAAACAAAGUUCCUAGCAGCUUAGAUUUUUGGAAUGCCCAUGUAGAUGAUGAUACUGUAUCUUCUUUAUCAAGUCCUGACAUAAAUGAAGAUUCAGAGAAUUCAGCGGCCUGUCCAGAAGUGACUAAUGAAGAUUCCACAAAUGAAAACAAACAGCACAAAGCAUCUGAAAUUGGAAAGGAUUAUGCUCAAUCCAUUGCAACAAGUCCUGAAGAAAAUGAAGACAAUUUAGAUGCAAAAUCUAAGGUGGGGGAGGAGGUGCAGGUAGGCAUCUUUGAUGAAAAUCCUGAAACAAAUAAAGCUAGGAAUGUAUUGGAGGAGGACUUGACUACAGUGGAGCAUAGUGAGACUUCUGAAUACUUAGGUCACCAUGACACACUUCAGAAAAAAGCUCAGGUGAGUAUUUGCAAUGAAAAAACAGGUAGCAGAGAAGAUUCAUAUUUGUAUCAAAUGAAUGAAGAUACUACACCAACUUCUGCUGUUGAUGAUAAAGAAGAGUAUUCUUCAAAAGCUGUAGAUAUGUGGAGUAUGGCAUCUGAAGCUGAUUUAAGAACUGAUCCAAAAUCCACGGUAGGAACACUUGGUUUUCCAGAUGAUAGUUCAGAAUGGUGGAAUUCAGAACCUUGUGAAGAAAAGCAAUUGGAAGAUCAGUAUUCUGUUUCAAGUCACUCUGCAACAAACCAGUUCACAAAUAAGGAGGAUUCCUGGGGAUCACCUUCACAAGAUGAAGAACUAACGGAAGCACAUUUCACUACUGCAAGUGAUGGAAAUCAGCCUGCCCCCCUGUACAGUGAUGAAAAAGAAAAUGAAAGGCUCGUACAUGCUGUGAAUAUUCCUGACAGUCAGAUAAAUCAAGACACUGUACAGUGCAAACAAUUUAAUCCUUUCAUGCUGGUUAAAGAAGAAGGGGGCUUGAAAGAGCUAUUGUUUCAUACAGAUGAGGAAAAUCAACUAACUCCACAGAAUCCUUUUUCAGAUGAGGAACAAGGUAUGCCAAAUACAUCAGUUCAAGAAAUCACUGUGUUGGAUCUACCAAAAGACAAUGAGGGACAUGCAAGUCUCAUUCCUCAAGAACAACAGCAGGACACCUGUGAAAGACUAGAAGUGCACAACUCCCCACCAGGUGCUUUCACUGUAGAAGACUUAUCUUUUGAAAUGACAGAGAAGUCAAGUCCAGGGUGGAGUAUAUUAGUUCCUCAAACUGCACUUGUCCCAGAUAUUUUACAGGAUAACACGCAAGAAAGUAAUCAGCUUUUUUCAGUGGAACCUGACCUGUGGACUAAUGCUGAGCAGAUUGUCACUUUGAAAUCAGAUGGUGAAAAUCCUGAUAUAUUAAGUCACUGUGACCAAGACAAUAUUUCAGAGGCAUCAAGCAGUCCUGAUGUGUGCCAAGAGUAUGAAGCUAAGCAUGCCUGUACCCCAUCUUCUCCGAUUGGGGUGGAGCCUGAAGACAAAGAUAGUCAGCCAGUUCACGCAUGGUCAAAUAUGAAUAGAGAGGCAGAUUUUGAUUCAAAGUGUCAGUUAGUAAUGCCAAAGUUAAAGACACAAUCUGAAAGUGGUAGCCACCAAGACUAUGAACAGGGAGAGACUGGUGAAUCCUAUCAGCUAAUCUCUUCUAAUACUCAGGAGCCUCCUGAAUUUGCAAUUUUGGAAGAAUAUGCUCCAGAAAAUAAACUUGUUACUGACCCAAUUGAGUCGGUUGAAAUUACCAAUGAAGUUUUAGAAGUGACAUCCUUAGAUCAAAAAGACAUGUUCCAUGAAAGUUUUACUCCUGCAAGCCAUCAAGGAACACCAACUGAUACAGCUGAAACAGCAACCUCCCAAAUGCAUUUGGUUCCCAUGGAAUUUACUCUACUUGGUAGGGCAGAACAAAGCUUAAAAGAAAUUAGUGCCUUGGCUGAAACUGGAAAAGAUUCUGAUAUUGACUAUACAGCAAUAACUGGUGAUGAGCUAGACAUGUCAGAAGAAUUCAUGGAUGAAUCUGAGACGGGGGUAGAAAAUAGCAUCAGGAGCAUAUCAGUGACUAAUGUCCCAGCAAGCGCAUGUGGUGGAAUGAACAUACUGACAGUAGUAGGCAGUGAAGUAGCAGAAGAGGAAUCAAAGGAUGAACAGAUAUUCUUUUCCAAAUCCUUUGUGCCUGGUGGUAAGGAAGGUCAUGAGUCUGAUUCAAGUAAUCCACUGAUUGAUGACGUAGCAAAAGAGUCUGAAGAUGGAACUGAAAAUGAUGUUCCUGUGUUUAAGGAAAUGCCCAGUGAUCAGUCAGAAGCGAUGUGUACUCCACCAUCCUAUGUAUCUUUUGACGAACCCUCUGGCAGCAGAGAGUGUGCAGAGGAUGAGCUCUUGUUACAGCAGCCAUUUUGUGACAGUGUUUGUCUGGAAAAACGUUUACCUUUGCCAACACCUUCGGAAGGUGCAGAAGACAUCCUAAUGACCAAAGACAGCAGCAUUAAAGAUCAGAUGUCUGACACAUCCGCAGAGUGCCUUCGGGAAAAUCACACAUUAGUCCCUUCAGUCUCCGAGUGUGAAGUAACUCCAGGAGCUUCUGAGAUUUCGAUAGGAAAAUCUGAAGCAGAAACAACUGAUCACGACUCACCGGCAGGUGGAGAUAAAAGAUCACCUGAUGAAGCUGGCACUGACUCCCUACUUCAUAGGGAGAAUAAGCUGAGAAAUUCCUCUGAGAGCCCUGAGCUGAAAAGUGUGGAGGGUAAGGAAGAUGUGAGGAUGCAGGUGCACCAAGAUCCAACUUCACUGGAGAUGGAUUACAUUGUUGUUGCUGAGGAAGAAAAUAUACCUUCAGCAAAGGAUACCUUUGAAAGAAAUGAAAGUGAUUUUGCAUUUCAGGAAGCUAAUGUAGCUGAACAAACAGAAUCUCAUGAAGACUUUUCACCGGGCUCCUUGGAUACCUGUCAGCCAAUCUCCAUUACAAAUGAAAGGGAAGAUCACUCUGUUUGUGGGACUGAAUGGGACUCUGUUCAUUUAGAAGAAAAAAGUUCUUCUGUUGUGCCUCAAAAACUGGAUGAUGAAAGAUCACAGGAAAGUUGUGGGCAAGAUGAGGGCUGGAUUAUAUUGGGCCAAAAUGAAGUCAGUGACAUAUCACCUGAAGAAAUUUCUGCUGAGUCACAGAUGCCAAAAUCAGAGUCUGGACAUUCUGGCGAAGAACUGGCAGCUGUUUUAGCACAGAAAUCGAUUCUUGACACUCAGGCAGAAUUUCAAGUAGAAACUCCCCUUCAGAAAUCUUUUGAACAUGAGGGCUGUUCUCCUUCAGGCAGCCUGACCACCAAGGAUGAGAGUUUGGGCAUUGCGGGAACACGUGUGUUGCAGGUGGUUGGUGGUGAUGGUGCACGGGAAGCAAACGCUCAACAGAGACUUGGAAAUAACAAAGCAACAGAAAACAAUCAGGAUGUGUCCAGGGAACUCAGGCCAAAGCCAGGUGCUGGUGAUAUUGCCAGUCCAGAUUCAACACCAGUGAUGAGAUUAUGGAGGGAUGAAAGUGAAGUAGUAUCUCUGCCUAAUGCAAAACUGCUGAGAAGGAAGACAGGAGGACGUCAAGGCCCAGGGUUGGUACAAGAGGAUGUGGGAAUGGACAUCCCCUUUGCUGAGGGUGUAUUAAGCCCCGGUUCUACAGAGAUGAGACCCGAACCUCCUAAUUCUCUUGAUCUUAACGGUUCCCAUCCCAGAAGGAUAAAGCUCACUGCUCCAAAUAUCAAUCUCUCUUUGGACCAGAGUGAGGGGUCUGUACUUUCUGAUGAUAAUUUGGAUACUCCAGAUGAAAUUGACAUCAAUGUAGAUGACCUUGACACUCCUGAUGAAGCAGAUUCUUUUGAAUACACUGGACAAGAGCAGACUGCUACUAAGGAUGCUUCCCAGGAAGAGUCUGAAUCAAUUCCAGAGUACACAGCUGAAGAGGAGCGAGAGGACAACAGGUUGUGGAGAACAGUGGUUAUUGGAGAACAAGAACAAAGAAUUGAUAUGAAAGUGAUUGAACCUUACAAAAAGGUCAUUUCACAUGGAGGAUACUAUGGUGAUGGUCUGAAUGCUAUCAUUGUGUUUGCGGCAUGCUUCUUGCCAGACAGCAGUCGAACUGAUUACAACUAUGUCAUGGAAAAUCUUUUCCUCUAUGUAAUCAGUACCUUAGAGCUAAUGGUAGCGGAAGACUAUAUGAUUGUCUACUUGAAUGGAGCAACACCAAGAAGGAGGAUGCCUGGACUGGGUUGGAUGAAAAAGUGUUACCAAAUGAUUGAUCGACGAUUACGGAAGAAUUUGAAAUCAUUUAUAAUUGUUCAUCCAUCAUGGUUUAUCAGGACAAUUCUGGCUGUGACACGACCUUUUAUAAGCUCUAAGUUCAGCAGUAAGAUACAGUACGUCAACACAUUGGCAGAGCUCCGUGAGAUGAUUCCAAUGGAAUACGUGCACAUACCCGACAGUAUUGUCAAACUGGAUGAAGAGCUGAGGGAAACUUCAGAAACAGCUAAAACUAGCUGCCUCUCAAACGACCCAGAAAUGACUUCAGUGGAACAGGACAUUGACAUGACCCUGAAAUAA
Messenger RNA from Charadrius vociferus (killdeer), 9423 nucleotides. RefSeq names its product prune homolog 2 (Drosophila) (gene PRUNE2). The record is from RefSeq and is a predicted model, not a curated record. Gene Ontology annotation, biological process: apoptotic process. Lineage: Eukaryota; Metazoa; Chordata; Aves; Charadriiformes; Charadriidae. The transcript is spliced from 22 exons. Gene Ontology annotation, molecular function: pyrophosphatase activity. Gene Ontology annotation, cellular component: cytoplasm. The coding region runs from base 1 to 9423 and encodes 3140 amino acids.